Messenger RNA from Acaulospora morrowiae, 471 nucleotides. NCBI's taxonomy places the organism in Eukaryota, Fungi, Glomeromycota, Glomeromycetes, Diversisporales, Acaulosporaceae. The record is from the annotation of a GenBank genome assembly.
AUGUCCCAACCGUUGACAUCGACAAGAUUUUGUGCUACUUGUCGCAAUUUGUUAAGGCCAAUCAUCAAUCACGGUAGCGAGAGGCUUUUGAUGUGUUGUCCCACCUGUCGUUAUUAUGAGGAAGCCCAGCAAGAAGAUCGACGGGUUUUUGUCAAGGUUUUUUCGCGUGGAUCAAACAAUCUCUGUGAAUCGCUUGAAACCAAUCUCGCGUUGGAUCCAACGUUAAAACGUUGCAUCAUCGAUUGCAUUCAAUGCGAGAUGAAGACCACGGCUGUGGAGGUGCAUUCUCGAAGCAACGAGAAAAUGGACGUAAAAUGUGUGUGCGAAAGGUGUCGCACAUCGCAGGAUCCACCAAGGCCAAUUAAGUUGAGAAGAGAGAAAACUGCGGAAGAGGAGGAGAUGGGAAGGGAGACAGGGGAGGGAGCGUUCGUUGGUCAGGAUCAACGAAAUUUGAGCGAUUUUGCAUUUUAG